AUGUUUAAGAUUGGAAUUUUUCCACUAAUAGCGACUGUAUUUUUUAGCUAUUAUUCUUCUAUUGCAGCUUUGCCUAUAAUUGAAGAUUCUACUGAUUCCCCUACUCGUGGAGUGGUUACACUUGCCUAUGUUUUAGGAUUUUUACUAGCUCCUUAUGUAGCAGACCACCUCAAACACGUAAGAAGGCGAAAUUAUUUAAUUUCCAGCGUUUUAUUAGUGGUAUCAUAUAAUUAGAUUUUUGGGGUAGCAAUUUAUCCAAUCGCUGCUUAUUUAACCCCUGCAUUGUGCAUUAUUUGGCUUGCAAUUUCUAUUGUGUUUAUAUCACUUGGAGCUGUCGGAUUUUAUGUCCCAGCACUGACUUUACUUCUAGCUCAUGACCCUAAAAACAUUUAUCUUUUAUUCCCUGUUGCUGAGUUUUCAUGGGAUUUAGGCUAUACUUUUGGUUUAACAAUGCCUUUAUACCUCUCUGAAAAAGAGCAUUUUUUAUUUUAUUUUUUAUCCUGCACAUUAUUAUUGGCUUUAGUUUUUAUUUUUACUUUAAAAUAUGUCAAAAAAACUCCAAGAGAAGAUGAUGAAAAUUUGGAUUUAGAAAUAAAAGAUUUAAAGGAAAAUAUGGUAAAUUUUACUUACUCCCCCCCCCCCUCCGUGAGCGAACAAAAAAAUUUUGUUCGCUCACGGAGGGGGGUUAAUUUUUUUUUUUAAAAAAAAAAUUAUAUAUAAAUUUUAUAAAAAAUAUUUUUUUUUCGAAAUUUAAAAAAAAUCCUAAUUUGCAAAAAAUUGGGAAGCAAAUAUUAAUUUAAUUUGCAAAAUUUAUGUUUUAAAACGCAAUUUGUUUAAAAUUAAACAGAAUUAGCUCUAGAUUUCAUUAUACUAAUUAUCACUUAUAUAUCAAAAUUUUUUUCCAUUAAAAUUUUUUUAUAUAAAAAAAAUUUUGUUCACUCACGGAGGGUGGGUUUUUGGUCAAAAAAUGGGCGAUUUUUCUAAUGGUUUUGUUCGCUCACGGAGGGGGGGGGGGGAGUUAAAAAAAGGCUUAUUUGUAAGAAAAAUAAUUCAAUCGGAAAAGAAUAAUAAAAGAAAAUGAAAUUUUAUUGGAUUGUAUGGUGAUUAUUUUUGUGGUCGCCGCAGCUCGAUGUAUAGAUCCUGUGCUUGAUGGGAUUUUAGAAGACUCAGAUAGAGAUGACGGAACAAUAAGUAAGAAAUAAUUAGCAAUUUUUAUUGUGGGAAGCUCCAUAGUAUCAUUUGUAGUCACUGGGAUAUUUUGUUUAUUUUUGGAAAAAAUUGAUAGAAAAGUAAUUAUGUUGCUUGGGAUUAUUGGAGCAAUAAUUGGGCUGAUUCUGAUAGGAAUUGUUAAUAUAAGUAAUUAAUUUAAAUAGUUUUUUUUAAAAUUAAAAAUAAUUAGGUAUAUAGUCAGCUUAAUUUUAUAUACAAUAAUUGGGGAAUAUAAUCCGUGCUUAUUAUAUGGACUUAUUUUUCUGGAUUUUGGCAUGUCAGUUGGCACAGCUUCAGGGUUUCCUAUCAUUACAGGCACAGCUAUGAAUAAAAUAGGGCUUAAAUUGACAGACAGAGUGGUAGAUUUAAUUGCUGGAAUUUAUGUCACAGCAAUUAUGCUAGGUGCUGCACUAGGCCCUGCUAUGAUGAUUUGGCUUACCUAUUAUAUGGAAUAUUACCAUGCUGCUAUAAUAUGAUUUGGUCUAGGGAUUAUUGUUGCCAUUAUUUAUAUCCGACACACUUGGCAUGGCUUUGUGACAUUGCCUCGAAAGCAGAAAGAGCUUGAAAAAGAAAAACUAAUUAAAGAAGAAAUCCAAUCAGAUAAUAAUUAA
Blepharisma stoltei is the source of this 1820-nucleotide messenger RNA. NCBI's taxonomy places the organism in Eukaryota, Ciliophora, Heterotrichea, Heterotrichida, Blepharismidae. The record is from the annotation of a GenBank genome assembly.